Momordica charantia (bitter melon) is the source of this 1530-nucleotide messenger RNA. The record is from RefSeq and is a predicted model, not a curated record. Lineage: Eukaryota; Viridiplantae; Streptophyta; Magnoliopsida; Cucurbitales; Cucurbitaceae.
UUCCCGUCCCCUUCCCCGAUCCCGCCGGCGACUACACCGUUCUCGUCGGAGACUGGUACAAAUCCAAUCACACGACGUUGAAGGCUCAUCUGGACCGUGGUAAGAAGCUUCCAUUUCCGGAUGGCGUGCUCAUCAAUGGCCGUGGCAAUGGCACCUCUUUUAGCGUUGAACAAGGAAAAACUUACCGAUUGAGAAUCUCUAAUGUGGGGCUAGAGCAUUCCCUCAACUUCCGGAUUCAAGGUCACAAGUUGAAGCUUGUAGAGGUGGAGGGAACACACACCCUUCAAACAACUUACUCCUCGCUCGAUGUUCAUGUCGGCCAGUCUUACUCCGUGCUCGUCACGGCAGACCAGCCAGCUCAGGACUACUACGUCGUCGUUUCCACUCGUUUCACUUCUCGGGUCCUCACUGCCACCGGCAUUCUUCGUUAUAGCAACUCUGCUGGCCCUGUCAAAGGCCCCCCUCCCGGUGGUCCUACCAUACAAAUCGACUGGUCCCUCAACCAAGCCCGCUCUAUUAGGACCAAUCUUACAGCCAGUGGACCAAGGCCAAACCCGCAAGGGUCAUAUCACUAUGGUCUCAUAAACACAACUAAAACCAUCAUACUUGCAAGUUCUGCCGGCCAAGUCAACCGGAAACAAAGGUAUGCGGUUAACAGCGUAUCCUUCAUCCCUGCUGACACUCCCCUGAAGCUUGCUGACUUCUUCAACAUCGGAGGGGUUUUUCGCGUUGGAAGCAUCUCUGACAGGCCUACCGGUGGAGGAAUCUACCUCGACACGUCAGUGAUGGGUGCUGACUAUAGAGCGUUCGUUGAAAUUGUUUUCCAAAACAAUGAAAACAUUAUCCAAAGUUGGCAUAUUGAUGGCUACUCUUUCUUUGUGGUCGGCAUGGAUGGGGGCCAAUGGACGCAGUCUAGCAGAAACCAGUACAAUCUCCGGGAUGCAAUUGCUCGUUGCACGACUCAGGUAUACCCUUAUUCAUGGACUGCAAUUUACGUAGCUCUCGAUAACGUAGGGAUGUGGAACGUAAGGUCGGAGUUUUGGGCUAGACAAUAUCUCGGACAACAAUUCUACCUCCGUGUCUAUACGACAUCGACUUCGCUUAGGGACGAGUUCCCCAUUCCAAAAAAUGCUCUUCUGUGUGGCAGGGCAAGUGGUAGACACACCAGACCACUCUAAAUCCAUAGCAUUCCAAAUACUUAGAUAUCUGAGAGGUAGUUAAUGCCUAUCUUAGCUUCGGUAUGUCAUGGAAAAGCAAUGUCUCUUUGCUUUUGUAAUUGUCGUAGACUGGAAUAUCUAUAGUUAGACCGCUCCCACUGAUCGACCGACCCCAGCUCAGGGUCGGAUCACAUUCUUUCGCUAGAUAUCAUUGGAUUUCCUUGCCCAUUUGGCCAUCUCUUCUCUAUAUUGUUAUCUAUCAAUGGUAGUUAAUAUCAAAAUAUUGCUUGAAUCAAGUUUAAGCUUGUGCCGCAUGUAUCUUUUGUCGUGGAUAUUGUCACUCUUUUAAAUGGAGUAUAGUUGAGAUUAAAAA